AUGAAAAAAUACAAGAAGGAUUAUAUACCAAAAUAUUUACAACAAUGGAUUCAAAUCGGAACUAUGAAUCAAAAUGAGAUCUCACCAUUAAGUGAGGCUGAAUUAAAAUCAACUGUGUCUAAUUAUGCAAAUAAUUAUCAAUUUAUCACAUAUGGAACAGUGACUGUAACUCUUACUGGAAAAACGAUUGUUAUAGAAGUAAAUGCCGAGUUGGAUAUAGAGGCUGUGAAAGGAUUAAUUCAAGAUUUCGAAGGUAUUCCUCCUGAUCAACAACGUCUAAUAUUUGCUGGUAAGCAACUAGAAGACGGCAGAACUCUUGGACAAUAUAAUAUACAGAAAGAGUCUACACUUCAUCUGGUAUUACGUUACCGAGGCGGAAUGUAUCAUUUUACAAGUGGUCGGCAAGAUUUUGAUAAUUUGCCUUAUAAUGGCGCCACUGCAGUGAAAAAUGUUCUCGUAUUUAAAUUCAAAGAUAUCCGACAUGCUCAUCGGUUAUCACCCUCUGAAUUACAAAAUUCUAUUUUUGAAGCACAAUCUGUUCUCUCCGCAUUAUACCGUGAAUGCAAAGAAGCUUUCAUACAAGAUAAUAUUCCACAUUUAAAGUCUAUUAUAUUACCGAUAACUGCUGAUGUUGAUGAAAGCAGUAGUGACAGUUAA
Messenger RNA from Didymodactylos carnosus, 657 nucleotides. The record is from the annotation of a GenBank genome assembly. Lineage: Eukaryota; Metazoa; Rotifera; Eurotatoria; Philodinida; Philodinidae.